Messenger RNA from Tarenaya hassleriana, 4085 nucleotides. Its product is annotated as myosin-2-like. Gene Ontology annotation, cellular component: myosin complex; cytoplasm; vesicle. Gene Ontology annotation, molecular function: ATP binding; microfilament motor activity; actin filament binding. The transcript has 25 exons. Gene Ontology annotation, biological process: actin filament organization; vesicle transport along actin filament. The record is from RefSeq and is a predicted model, not a curated record. NCBI's taxonomy places the organism in Eukaryota, Viridiplantae, Streptophyta, Magnoliopsida, Brassicales, Cleomaceae. Bases 437 to 4063 code for a protein of 1208 amino acids.
UAUCUUCUUCUUGUUCCCAACAAAGCAAAAGUCGCAACCUUUGAGAAAAAAUAGCAAUUUUCUCUGGGAAGAAAAUUCUCAGAGGUUUUAUUUUCCCAGUAACCAAACAAAUCCCUUUCCUCCCUGUUUUCCCUCUAACAAACAACCUUUUAACCUCUUCUCUGUUUUGUUAUCCCCCCCCUCGUCUGUGCUCCAUUGAACUCGUUUCCCUAGAAGAUCUCAGGUUCCGAGGAGCAUAUGCAUGGUUAACGAGGCGUGGGAUUCUUCUUCUGGCUUCGACGUUUUCUUCGGUCUCCUCCAUGAUUCCAUAAAUUAGGGUUUAUAUGGAGCUCGAUUUGCGCGAAAUGCUUGUCGAUUAAGCCUCUGCGAGGGAUUUCCGUUGGUGGGUUCUGAAUUUCUUCUGCGAUUACUUUCGGUGAGACGCGAAGAGAAUACGAUGAUAUUAUCGGCGUCGCCGACGACGCUGGCGAAAAGCUCGCUGGAGGAGAUGCUCGAGUCUCUUCGCAGGCAAGACGAGUACGAUCGGCCGACAGAUACUCCGCCUGCGCUUCCGGCCCGGCCGAAUUCUAGGGCCCGGCUGCCGUCGGCGCGACGAUCGCUUCCGGCGAACUUUGGCGUCGGAAAUGUGAUCGGAGACGGGAACGGGGCCAUCUCCGCCGCGGCGGAGAGCGAAGGCAAGGGGAAGGAGGAUGGGAAGAGGAAAGAGAAGGAUUUAGGAGUGAAGAGGAAGACCUUCGGGAGCAAGAAAAUGAGGACUGAGCAGAGCGGGGAAUGUCCGUACACCGCGAAGGAGAAGAACGUUGCAAUGGAGGGUGUGAAGAGUAGCAGUGUUCAGGUGAGUUCAGCGAAGAAGGCUGAGGACCGUAAGAAGUCUCCGGAAUCCGAAUGGAACGAUAACGUUGAGUAUUUCAUCAAGAAGAAACUUUGUGUUUGGUGUCGGGCACCUAAUGGGCAGUGGCAAUUGGGGAUAAUACAGUCUACUUCCGGUGACGAGUCGUUUGUCAUGUUGUCCCAUGGAAAGGUUGUGAAAGUGUCUACAGAAGGGAUCUUCCCUGCAAACCCCGAGAUUCUUGAAGGUGUUGAAGAUCUUAUACAGUUAAGUUAUCUGAAUGAGCCAUCGGUCGUUUGCAAUCUACGGGUCAGAUAUUCACAAGACUUGAUUUAUAGUAAAGCCGGGCCAGUUUUGAUUGCCGUCAAUCCGUUUAAAGAUGUCCAGAUUUAUGGAAAAGAUAUCCUCUCGGCUUAUCAUCAGAAGGUUUUGGACACUCCUCAUGUGUAUGCCGUGGCUGAUGCAGCUUAUGUUGAGAUGAUGAGAGAUGGCAAGAACCAGUCUAUCAUUAUAAGCGGGGAAAGUGGAGCUGGGAAAACUGAGACGGCAAAAUUCGCGAUGCAGUACUUUGCAGCUCUUGGUAGAGGUAGCUGUGGGGUAGAGUAUGAAAUCCUAGAAACAAAUGGUAUUCUUGAAGCAUUUGGGAAUGCUAAAACAUCAAGAAACUCAAACUCUAGCCGAUUUGGUAAACUGACUGAAAUUCAUUUUAGUGUGAUGGGACAUAUAUGUGGAGCCAAAAUUGAGACUUUUCUGCUAGAAAAGUCAAGAGUGGUUCAGUUGUCCGAUGGUGAAAGAUCCUACCACAUCUUUUAUGAAUUGUGUGCAGGGGCUUCACCAACUCUCAGAGAGAGAUUGAAGCUUAAGACAGCAAGUGAGUACAACUAUCUGAAUCAGAGUGAUUGCUUGACCAUUGAUGGUGUUGAUGAUGCUAUGAAAUUUCAGAAACUAAUGGAAGCUUUUGAUAUCGUUAAAAUACCAAAAGAUUAUCAAGAGCGUACAUUUGCACUUCUUGCGGCUGUGUUGUGGAUAGGGAACAUAUCUUUCCAAGUGAUUGACAGUGAAAAUCAUGUGGAUGUGGUAGCAGAUGAAGCUGUCACCAAUGCUGCAAUGCUUAUGGGUUGCAAGCCUGAGGAGUUUAUGGUGGUUCUAUCUACCCGUAAGCUCCAAGGGGGUAGGGAUGCUAUUGCUAAAAGACUGACAUUGCCUCAGGCAAUUGAUAUGAGGGAUGCGUUGGCAAAAUUCAUCUAUGCCAGCCUUUUUGACCGGCUUGUUGGACAGAUAAACACUACGCUGGAAGUUGGUAAAUCAAAUACAGAGAGAUCUAUAAGUAUUCUUGAUAUAUAUGGGUUUGAAUCAUUCAAGAAUAAUAGUUUUGAGCAAUUCUGUAUUAAUUAUGCAAAUGAGAGACUGCAGCAACACUUCACACGGCAUAUAUUUAAACUUGAACAAGAGGAGUAUGAAGUGGAUGGAAUUGAUUGGGCUAAGGUCGAAUUUGAAGACAAUCAAGAGUGCUUAGAUCUCAUUGAGAAGAAACCCGUUGGUUUGUUGUCUCUAUUAGACGAGGAAUCAAAAUUUCCAAAGGCGACUGAUUUGACCUUCGCCAAUAAGCUCAAGCAGCACUUGAAGGCUAAUCGCUGCUUCAAAGGAGAAAGAGGUCGAGCCUUCAGGGUUAACCAUUAUGCUGGAGAGGUUCUCUAUGAUACAAAUGGUUUUUUGGAGAAGAACCGAGAUCCACUACAUGCUGAUCUCAUACAACUUUUAUCAUCAUGCGCAUGCCACUGCCAGUUGGUGAAAUCGCUGGUUAUGAAAAAUUCUAACAAGUCUCAGAAGCCAUCAAUGUUAUCAGAUUCUACAAAUCAAAGUGUUGGUACGAAGUUUAAGGGUCAACUUUUCAAGUUGAUGAACAAGUUGGAGAACACCACUCCUCAUUUUAUCCGAUGCAUAAUGCCUAAUUCUAAGCAGUUUCCCGGUGUAUAUGAGGAGGAUCUUGUCCUUCAUCAACUUAGAUGUUGUGGUGUUUUAGAGGUUGUCAGAAUAUCUAGAUCGGGAUUUCCCACCCGGUUGACUCAUCAAGAGUUUUCAGAGAGAUAUGGAUUUCCGCUCUCCGGCACGAUAGUAUCUCGGGAUCCACUGAGCAUAUCGAUUGCUGUUCUGAAGCAAUUUAAUAUCCCUCCUGAAUUGUUUCAAGUUGGUUAUACGAAAUUGUACCUCCGAACUGGGCAAAUCGGUAUCCUCGAGGGUAGAAGAAAACUAAUUCUGAAAGGUGUAAUUGGGAUACAGAAACACUUCCGCGGCCGGUGGUCUCGUCAAUAUUUCCGGCAGCUGAGGAAUGGGGCAAUGUUACUGCAAUCAUAUAUCCGAGGUGAAAAUUCCCGAAGAAAGUAUGAUGUUAUAUACCGUGCAGCUUCUGUAUCCCGAGCCAUUGCAGAAGAGAUAACUGCAGCCAUAUUCUUGCAAUCAGUUGUACGUGGCUGGUUGGCUCGAAAUAAAUUCAAUAGCUUGCAAUGCAAGAAACAAUCACAUGGCGAGAAGACAAAACCAAAGAGGAGAUCGAAUAGGAGGAUUUCUGAAGACAAGGAUCUACUGCAAGAGCAGGUCCAGGCCCCACCUCCAACUUCUGCUAUGGCUGAACUUCAGAGGCGAGUUCAGAAAGCCGAAGCAGCUUUAGUGCAGAAGGAAGAAGAAAACACUGAACUGCGGGGCCAAUUGCGACAAUUUGAGGCAAAGUGGUCAGAUUACGAGGCAAAGAUGAAGUCGGUGGAGGAGGCGUGGCAAAAGCAGAUGGCAUCGUUGCAGAUGAGUCUCGCAGCUGCCAGGAAGAGUCUUGCUGACAACAAUGGAGGUCAUCCAACGAGACCCGACACUUCGAUAUCACUGUUCGGUUAUGAUUCAGAGGACACAGUGACGUCUAUAGGAACUCCCGGAAUUUGCACUCCCACGAAAUUCACCAAUGGCAGUUUAAACUCGGUCAGCAAUCUUGCCAGAGAAUUCGAGCAACGGAAAUUUAGUUUCGAUGAAGAUGCAAGGUCUCUUGUCGAGGCGAAAAUGGGACCACAGCUAUCCAUUUCCGACGGCCAACACCACCCAGAAGAAGAACUCAAGAAACUGAAGCUGAGAUUCGAGACAUGGAAGAAAGAUUACAAAGCCAGGUUACGAGAGACAAAAGCAAGACUCCAUCGACUAGAUGGCCACAAGAGUCACCAUCGGAAAUGGUGGGGCAAGAUCAGAGUCUAGGGCUUUUAACCUGAACAGAUCA